Panicum hallii is the source of this 2212-nucleotide messenger RNA. RefSeq names its product putative clathrin assembly protein At5g35200. The transcript has 16 exons. Gene Ontology annotation, biological process: clathrin-dependent endocytosis; clathrin coat assembly; vesicle budding from membrane. Lineage: Eukaryota; Viridiplantae; Streptophyta; Magnoliopsida; Poales; Poaceae. Gene Ontology annotation, molecular function: phosphatidylinositol-4,5-bisphosphate binding; 1-phosphatidylinositol binding; clathrin heavy chain binding. The coding region runs from base 207 to 1886 and encodes 559 amino acids. The record is from RefSeq and is a predicted model, not a curated record. Gene Ontology annotation, cellular component: clathrin-coated pit; clathrin-coated vesicle.
GCCGAGCCGCGAAAGCGACCGCCCCUCCCCCCUUCCUCUUCUCCACCUCCUCCCUCCCUCCCCUCUCCUGCCAAGAACGAACCCACUCCUCCUAUCGCCUCCGCAAAGGGAAGGCUCCCCGCCCUCUCCUCCCGGGAGGCUCCUGAGGAUUAUCCGCUCGCUCCUCUGCGGAGGCCAACUAGGAUAACAGCUAGGAGUUGAGGAGAAUGGCAGUUGGCGGAACUCAGCCGACCCUCAGGAAGUACCUUGGUGCCCUCAAGGACACAACAACUGUGAGCUUGGCAAAAGUGAAUAGUGAUUAUAAGGAUUUGGACAUUGCAAUCGUUAAGGCCACGAACCAUGUUGAGCGUCCAUCAAAGGAGAAGUACAUAAGAGAAAUUUUUCUUUCCAUUUCUGCUGCAAGGCCACGGGCAGAUGUUGCUUACUGCAUUCAUGCCCUUGCCAGACGCCUUUCGAAGACUCGCAACUGGGCGGUUGCACUGAAGACAUUGAUUGUCAUACACCGUGCUCUUCGAGAAGUUGAUCCCACUUUUCGUGAAGAGCUUAUCAAUUAUGGCAGAUCUAGGUCCCAUAUGCUCAACAUGGCCUACUUUAAGGAUGACUCCAGUGCAGAAGCUUGGGAUUAUUCUGCAUGGGUGCGCAUUUAUGCUUUAUAUCUAGAGGAGAGGCUCGAAUGUUUCCGAGUGCUGAAGUAUGAUGUAGAAACAGAUCCACCGAGAAGUCGGGAUCUUGAAACUGCUGCCUUGCUUGAUCAUCUGCCACCACUACAGCAGCUCCUUUUUCGGCUUCUUGCUUGCCAGCCACAAGGAGCAUCAUCUUACAAUAUAAUAAUCCAGCAUGCACUUUCUAUGGUUGCUUUAGAGAGUGUUAAGAUUUACACGGCCAUUAGCGACGGAACAAUCAAUCUGGUUGACAAGUUCUUUGAGAUGCCAAGAAACGAUGCGGUUAGGGCACUUGAUAUAUACAAAAGAGCAACUAACCAGGCUGAAAGACUCUCAGAAUUCUAUGAAGUGUGUAAAACUAUACACAUUGGGCGCGGUGAGAAAUUCUUAAAAAUUGAACAGCCUCCAGCAUCAUUCUUACAGACUAUGGAGGAGUAUGUAAGAGAUGCUCCCACGAUGGCAAAGGAAAAGGCUGUGCUGGCGAUAGAAUACAAAAAAGAGCCAGAGGAGGAAGAAAAACCAGCUUCACCUCCUCCAGCUCCAGAGCCAGAACAAGCACAACAAGAACCCGAGCCGGAACCUGAACCUGUCAUAGAGGAACCACCAGUAGCUGAACCAGAUUUGCUGGGUCUGAAUGAACCUAGCCCUGCUGCAACCGCGAUAGAGGAGCAGAAUGCUUUGGCGUUAGCAAUCGUUCCUAUAGACGAUGUUCCGAAAGCUGCUCCUGCCUUUGAAAAUGGAGUCACAGGCUGGGAACUGGCCCUUGUCACGGCACCAAGUUCGAAUGAAACCGCCGUUACCUCAACCAAAAAAUUGGCUGGUGGUCUGGAUUUGCUGACCCUCGACAGCCUGUACGACGACGCGAACCGGAGAGCGAGCCAGCCGGUGAGCUACAACCCCUGGGAGGCGGCCCCCGCCCCGAUGCUUCAGACGAUGGCGCCGGCGACGCAGGACCCGUUCUACGCGUCGGGCGGGUACGCGGCGCCCCACGCGGUGCAGAUGGCCGCCAUGGCGCAGCAGCAGCAGGCCUUCAUGCUGCAGCAGCAGAUGAUGGCGCCGCCGGCGGCCGCCGUCCACCACCCGAUGCAGAUGCAGAUGCAGAUGCAGCAGAACCCCGCGAACCCGUUCGGCAACCCCUUCGCGCCCGCCGGCGCGCACCCCUACGGCGCCGCCGGCAUGCCGCUCCAUGCCGGGCCCGGCAACGUCUACACGGGGCUCAUCUAGCCAUCAGCUUGGUCCGGCGCGGUUGGUUUAGCACCACUACACUACACCAUUCUUUUUGUCCAGGUUUUCUUGUUGCCAUUGUGAGGAGGAGAUUUGUAGCAGCACACGGACAGAGGCAGGGCACAGGUAGAGUCGGUCGUAUAGCGUCGAAGGCUGUGGGUGUAUAGAGUCAAGUAGGUGGUGAUUUGUAUAGGGUUUGAUCGUUCCUUCAUGUGCAGUCGAGAGAGGGAGAGGGAGUCGAUUUCUUGUUGCCAGGAGACACAGGAACACGUAUUGGAUUAUUCUUGCUGGACACGGUUGAAUAACGCCACAUUCUUUCUCUAGCA